AUUCCUCAAGGCUGUCUGGCAUGAUUCCCUGAUUGGACUCUUCCCCUCAUGAGGGGUCGAUCGCUAGUGCGGGGCUUCCGUUUGCCCCUCAUCGCAUCCCCCACCCUUCAGUCAAGCUCCAAGCCGGCGAUCCCAAUGACAAAAGAGGCAGCACUACUGUACGGGAAAGGAGAAUGCGGGAAUUCUAUAGCUGGCGCCUAUCUACAGGGAGAUACCAACACCAUAGUCAGUCCUUGCAGCCAUGCUGUUCUUAGUGUCAAGUACCAAAGCUUCCUGAACUGAAUAUUACUUAUACUGCUUUUCAGCCAAUAUGAGCUCACGACGUGUUUAUCAAUUCAUAUUUACUAUCUGCGCCUCAUAACAUGACCUAUGCAACUAUUGAUUACCUUAGUGAGGAUGAUAUUUUCCAACUCAGAACGGAGUAAUCACCAGGCUAACAAUAGCUGCUGUCUAUCCACACUAGCACCGAAACCUCCGCCGAGUUUCAAGCGAGGGACGGGGAUGGACAUACAUGGCCUGGAAUCUCUUCCCGAAAACCGAGUCAAUGCCGCAUUUUGUCCGAGAUGGCGUUCCUUUAAUUUCAAAAAGAGUGCGUCGCGGCUUCCCCCAAGGUUGCGUUGCUGCAUGAGGGGAAGGGCUCCAUUGCGAGGCUCGGAGGCUCCACCACUCCUCAUACGGUCGGCCUCUCCAUAUUCAUAUCCAGCCAAAUCAUCCGGUGCCCACGGUUUUUGGCGGCAAGCUCAAAUUACCCCAAUUCUACACCUUCGCGAUUUCCGAGGAAUUCGCGAGAAACACCGGGGAGAGGUCUCGUCGCAUGGGCGACGCGAUCAUUGUUGCAUGAAAAUGGGGGGUAAAUUCCCAAGGUAAUAUUAUGUACGGCAAUAACAAGAUCUAAUGCA
Messenger RNA from Aspergillus versicolor CBS 583.65, 899 nucleotides. RefSeq lists its product as uncharacterized. Bases 370 to 867 code for a protein of 165 amino acids. The record is from RefSeq and is a predicted model, not a curated record. NCBI's taxonomy places the organism in Eukaryota, Fungi, Ascomycota, Eurotiomycetes, Eurotiales, Aspergillaceae. The transcript has a single exon.